AUGGCCUACAAAUUGCAAACUCUUGAGGAUGGUUCAGGUCUCUGCGUUGGUACCAUAAUCCGCUUUGAGACAGUUACAAUAUUAUUAGAUCCAGCAUGGUCAAAUACUAAGAUAUCAUAUGAGAAAGCAGUGACAUUUUGGAGUACAAUCAUCCCCGAUGUAGAUAUUAUAUUAAUUUCCCAAUCUACUGCGGAUUGUUUGGGUGCAUACCCUUUGCUUUUCUUCAAUUUCCUUUCUCAUUUUAUAUCUAGGAUACAUGUAUAUGCCACGUUACCUAUAACAAACUUAGGAAGGGUCGCCACAAUUGAUUUAUAUGUUUCAGGUGGGAUAGCAGGUCCCUAUGAAUCAAAUGAAAUGGAUAUUGAAGAUAUUGAAUCAGCCUUCGACUUCAUUGAAGCUCUAAAGUUUUCACAAGACGUAGAUUUGAGAUCUAGAUAUGAUGGGCUUUCUAUGACAGCUUACAAUUCAGGUUAUUCCCCUGGUUCUUCCAUUUGGUGCAUAACGAAUUACUCAGAAAAAUUAUUAUACGCUAGAAAUUGGAAUCAUUCAAAAAGUACUAUAUUAAAUGCAGCAGCCUUGCUAGAUAGCAGUGGUAAGUCGCUUUCAGCAUUAACCAGACCAUCUAGUGUCAUUACGAGUCUGACCCAUUUUGGUUCAUCCCGUCCUUUGAAGAGGCGUGUCAAUAUGUAUAAUGAAGCUUUAAGAAAGGCAUUGGUUGGGGGUGGUUCUGUAAUUAUACCGUGUGAGAUUGGUGGUAAUUUCCUAGAUUUGUUAGCCAUGACUCACAAUUUUCUGUAUGAAAGAUCAAAUAAUGGGAAACAAUCAAAGGUACCUAUAUUGUUAGUUUCAUAUGCCAAAGGUAGAACCGUAACGUAUGCCCAGUCAAUGCUUGAGUGGUUAUCUUCUUCUGUCAUUAAGAAAUGGGAAAACAGGAAUGGACGAUCACCAUUUGAUGUGAAUAGUAUAUUGAAACCAGUUACUCCAAAAGAAGUUUUGAAACAAAAGGGACCCGCUAUAUGUUUUGUUUCAGAAGUUGAUUCAUGUAUUUCUGAAACGAUGAAAAACAUAGCUGAGAUAUCUAACGUUACGGUAUUGUUGACAUCAAACCGAGAGAACAAUCAACCAGUUCUCGAUAAAAUGAAGGGAGAAUGGCUAGAACAAUCAAGUGGUAAAUUGCAAGAAGGGACGAAUAUUAGUUAUUCGACAACUGCCGAGUUUGAAAUUGUUAAUUUGAAACCUUUAAAAGAUGAAUCGUUAACAAAAUUUAAUGAUAGGAUCGAUCGAAGACGAAAAGAAAGAAAAGAAGAAGAAAUAGCAUUACGGAAAGAAUCCAAAUUGUCUGGUAGUUUUGCUCAUUCAUUUGGUGAGGGGCAAGGUGUCCUAAAUAAUGAAAAUGAUGGAACAAUUGGAAGUGCAAAUAACGACGACGAUGAUGAAGAUGAUGAAGACGAUGACGACCUUAUUGACAUCUUAAAAGGUAAAGGUAAGAACAAUAAAGUGCAAGAGAUACCUAUGGAUACAAUAAUCUCAUCAAAUUCUUCGAUUAAAAAUCGAAUGUUCCAUUUUAAACCGGUAAAACACAAAAUUGAUGAGUAUGGUUCGUUUGUAAAUAUUGAUCAAUUUUUACCAAAGGAAGAAGAUGGACAAAACGAAAAUAGUGUUGGUAAUCAAAAGAGAUAUGUAGGAGAUGAUGAAGAUGAAAACGGGGACAGUUAUGAUGCUCUAAACCGUUCAAAGAAACAGAAGAAGGAUAAACAAAAGGAAAAAGAGAACGAGGAAAGAAAGAAAAAGGAAAAGAUGAAGUUUGAUAAUCUCGAAUACCUCGAUGCCAAGAAUCAUCCGUGUUUAAGAACAUUUCAAAAGGACACGGCUACGAUUUCAUGUCAGUUAUCAUUUAUUAAUUUAGAUAAUAUUGUGGAUCAGAGAUCAACCUCGGUGAUAUGGCCUACAUUAAAACCUAGAAAAAUUAUAUUACUUGGUUCUAAAGAUAUGCAAGAUGAAAAUGUAAUGUCUAUUCUAAAUAAAAGAGAAAUUGAGAUAGUGAACAUACCGUAUAAUGAAAAUGUUGAAUUCGAUACAAUUGUCAAGACUUUGGAUAUUAGCUUAGAUGUUGAGUUGGAUCAGUCUUUAAGAUGGCAAAGGAUUGGAGAAGGCCAUACUGUUGCACAUGUCAUUGGUAAAUUGGUUAAAGAGGCUCCAUCCCAGAAAUCUGGUUCCACAAGAAGUAAACUAGUAUUAAAACCAAUAACAAAUAGCAAUAAAAGACACACAAAUGGAUCAUUAUCUAUUGGUGAUGUCAGACUUGUAGAAGUUAGAAGAAAAUUGUUAGAACUCAACCAUAAAGCAGAAUUCAAAGGAGAAGGUACGUUGGUGGUGGAUGGACAGGUUGCAGUCAGAAAAGUAAGCGACGGGGAAACCGUCAUUAAUGGGUUUCCUUCGGAUAUAUUCGACACAGUGAAAUCAACAAUUACAGAUAUGCUUGCCAAAGUCUAG
This is a messenger RNA of Maudiozyma saulgeensis, 2493 nucleotides long. The record is from the annotation of a GenBank genome assembly. NCBI's taxonomy places the organism in Eukaryota, Fungi, Ascomycota, Saccharomycetes, Saccharomycetales, Saccharomycetaceae.